AUGGGGCUCACUGCGCUCAGUGUGCUGUCUUUAUUCUUGCUGAAUAUUACCCUCUGCUGUGGAGACGCUCAAGAUGCUGAGCUGAGCCUUAAACCAAACGUGUCCCAUUUAUUUGCUGGAGAGUCUGUAACCUUCAUCUGUGACAUGAGAGAGGGAAAUGCCACUGACUGGCUUUACAAAUUCAACUGGAAUGCUCAAGAAAUGGUCCAAUUCACUAAAAGUAGCUCCUACUCACUUUACCUGACAGCAGAGCUGAGUGGGAAUUAUCAAUGUAUUGGUCGCCGCAAUGACUUGACAGAUUUUACAAAACAGAGUAAUAACCUGACUCUGUCCAUAUCAGCACUCAGACCCACGGCGACUAUAACAGCAGACAAGAUAACUAUUCCAGUGGGGGGCUCGGUGACACUGACCUGCUCUGUUCAGGGCUCUGCUGGCUGGACGUAUGAUUGGUUCAGACAAAUCCCAGAUUCUUAUGAAGUAGCAAUUAAUACGAACACUUUGCAGAACUUCAUUAGUGUCUCAGAUGAAGGCAUCUAUCGGUGCAGAGGAAGAAGAGGAAACCCAGUUUUCUUCACAAACCUCAGCAAAGUGUAUCACAUUCAGAAAACAUUGUCCAACAGGGCCUUUGUGACUCUGCAACAGAACUGGACUCAGAUAUUCAGCGGUGAGAUGAUCACCAUCAAAUGUGAGAUCCAAGGAGGAGAAAACACUGAGUGGCAGUAUGAAUGGAGAACAACAAGCUCAAAAACACCUCCCACACACAGUGAAUACAACAUCAGCAGGGCUUCAUUUUCCUACAACGGGCAAUAUUGGUGUAAGGGUAGAAGAGACGUGUUCUUCUCAACAGCUUGGAGUGAUGCUUUUACACUAAAAGUCUCAAAUAAACCCAGACCCACAAUUACUGCUGAUAGGAGAACAAUACCAGCUGGAGGCAAUGCAACACUCAGCUGCUCUGUGGGGAGCUACAAUGAGUGGAAAUACUUCUGGUUCAGACGUGCCUCAGUCUUUUCAGAAAUUCAGGUGAUUAGAAACAAAGAACCAGAUCAAAUGAUCACUGUCACACAGGGAGGCAUCUACUACUGCAAGGGAGGGAGAGGAAACCCCGUUUUCUUCACAGAGGACAGUCAUCCAGUCACUAUUGAAAAAAGAGUUUCCAACAAAGCAGUUGUGUCCCUGGAGCCCAGCUGGCCUCUGAUAUUCAGUGGUGAGAAGAUCACUGUUAGAUGUCAGAUUUCUUUAGGUGGACGCACUGAGUGGGAGUAUGAGUGGAGCAAACCCGACUCAAGCACAGUUCUGGCAAAUGAUGCAUCCAUCAAUCUUAAUGCAUCUGUGAUCAGCAGUGGAAGCUACAGGUGUAUGGGUAAAAACAAACAGGAGCUGUAUUCUGUGACAGAGUGGAGUGAUGUCAUCACACUGACAGUCUCUGGAAACAGACCAAAGACCAGCAUCAGUGCUGACAACAGAGUCUUUCUAGAAGGUGAUACAGUCACCCUGACCUGCUCUGUGACACUAUCUACUCCUGGUUGGAGUUACUACUGGUACAGAGGCAAGAAAACCUCAGACCCACUGACGAUGGCAGAAGUUGUUCUCCACUCUGAUGGACAAGUCGGUGUAUCACAGGAAGGAGACUAUUGGUGCAGAGGAGGACGAGGCAACCCAGUUUACUACACAGACUACAGUGAUGUGACCAGUAUUAAACAAACUGUUAGAAACAGGCCUGCUGUGACUCUGCAUCCAAACUGGCCUGAGGUAUACAGCAGAGAGACAAUCACUUUGAAAUGUGAGAUCCCAGGAGAAGACACUGAGUGGGAUUAUGAGUGGGCAACUAGCAGCUCACAUCAACCUCCAAACCAAAAUGAAUACAAGAUUAACUCUGUUUCUACAUCACACCGUGGGCACUACUGGUGUAAGGGCAGGAUGAGAAGUGCACAACAGAAUUCAACAAUGUGGAGUGCAUCCUUUCAACUAAAGAUAGAUUAUGAACCCCGUCUUGUCCUCACUGUGUCUCCAUCAUGGCUGAGUCCUGGAGCCUCAGUAACUCUGAACUGUGAGGUUGAACAUCCGUCUGCAGGAUGGAGCUUCUACUGGUAUAAAGCUGUUCCUGAUCUGAAAACAUACAGCUAUGAAUAUUACAUUUAUGAGCUGCUACCUGAUGGCAGUGGGACUGCACAGGACUCCUACAUCAUUCAUGGACAGACACACACAGCAGGAUAUGUGUGCAGAGCUGGAAGAGGAGACCCAGAGUAUCACACUGAUCCCAGUCAACCAAAGUUAGUCUGGUCUGCAGAUUUAAAUUCAGCAGCCUCUCUCACAGUCAGUCCUAACAGUGUGCAGCACUUCAUCUAUGAUUCAGUAACUCUGAAUUGUUCUGGAAACUCUUCUCAGUGGAGAGUGAUGACAUUUACUCAGCACAGAUACCUGAGAAAACUCCGGGAAUGUGGAAACUGGGGGAUAAUGACUGAAUCCACAUGCAACACAGAUCUUUACCGGUACCACCGGUUGCACCGGUACCAAGAUGCUGUGUACUGGUGUGAGUCUGAAUCAGGACAGUUCAGCAAUGGAAUCAACAUCACUGCACAUUUUACUGGUGUGAUCCUGGUGAGCCCUGUCCAUCCAGUCAAUGAGGGGGACUCUGUUGCUCUUGGCUGCAAGUUGAGGACAGGAAACUUCAAUUCCACUGUUGCAUUCUACAAAAAUGGGAAACUAAUUCAAAAUGAUGACCGAGAAAAGCUAAAUAUCCCUGCAGUGUCAAAGUCUGAUGAAGGCUUCUACAAGUGUGAAUAUUCAGGGCACGAGUCACCACAAAGUUUGAUGUCAGUAAAAGGAUCCAGAUCUUCACUUUCUGUCUCUCUAAUCACGGGGCUGGUUAGUGGUGUCUCACUGAUUCUCCUGCUGUCCCUGCUGCUCUGUUGUUGGCACAAAAAACCAAAGGGUACACUUUGUAUCAGACCAGCCCAGUCUCAGGAAACCAGUCAGACUGCUGCUACAGUUCAAACUAUGAGCCAGGAUGAAAAUCAGCAGCAAAUAUAUUCCUCUCUUCUUCACGGUGACAUGAACGUCUAUGAGUCAUGUAGACCUUCUGAAAACACUGGUGGACGGACAGACGACUACAGAAAUAUCUCUCUUCAGCUGAGAAGUGCUGGACAGAGGAGAAAGCGUGAUGAUCCAGAGGAAACCUCUGACUACCAUAAUGUAGAUCCAAACUCAGCUACAGGUCCCUAAAGAGAGGCAUGGCAUCAACAAAACAAGAGAAGGUGGACAGCAACAUGAAAAAACAAACAAAAACAUUAAAAAAAAAUUAAUUCUUAAACUUUUGAACAUCAACAUUUUUAUACAGCUGGAUAUUAAAGUCGAGUCACAACGUGAUCCUGUGGGCAAAAGUUGUUAAAGCUAAGUUAAGAAGAGAGGUGACAGUCAGUGAUAUGGCAGCAUGUGGCUUCAUGCUGAGAAAGAAGUUUAAGGAAGGUCAGAGGGAGCUUCACGGUGUCUUUGUGGAUCUAGUGAAAGGAUAUGGUGCCAAGCGUGUGGGGUACUGCAUGAGGAUGUCAGGAGUAGCAGAGAAGUAUGUGAAGGUGGUGCAGGACAUGUAUGAGGACAGUGAGACAGCAGUGAGGUGUGUGGUUGUAUCUUAGCAGUUCAAGCUGGGGGUGAGAUUACAUCAGGAAUCAGCUCUGAGCCCCUUCUUGUUUGCAGGGGUGAUGGAAAGGAUGACAGAUGAGGUCAUGCAGGAGUCUCUGUGGAUUAUGGUGUUUGCAAACAACACAUGUCACAUGAUCACCAGUAUAAACAUGCUCAUGAGUAUCAUGAUGAGUAAUUCUGUGUGUAGAUAUGUAAGAAACAUCUAAACAUGAUGAAGUUUGAAUU
Molecule: messenger RNA, 3864 nt
Organism: Oreochromis niloticus (Nile tilapia)
Lineage: Eukaryota; Metazoa; Chordata; Actinopteri; Cichliformes; Cichlidae
Product: obscurin
Exons: 19
Coding region: 1-3222 (1073 amino acids)
Biological process (GO): cell surface receptor signaling pathway; immune response
Cellular component (GO): external side of plasma membrane
Molecular function (GO): transmembrane signaling receptor activity
Source: RefSeq, a predicted model, not a curated record